Molecule: messenger RNA, 5280 nt
Organism: Zymoseptoria tritici IPO323
Lineage: Eukaryota; Fungi; Ascomycota; Dothideomycetes; Mycosphaerellales; Mycosphaerellaceae
Exons: 3
Coding region: 1-5280 (1759 amino acids)
Molecular function (GO): protein binding
Source: RefSeq, a predicted model, not a curated record
AUGGCCGCUCCAGUCGAGAUGGCCGAGAGCAACAUGCCGGCCUUGCCCGCUCGCCACGAUGACUUUGUCACGUACAUCGCAGCUCACAAAGACAAGCCAAUGCGGGAACUCUUGGAGCCGUAUAAGCAGUAUGAGAACGAGAUGCGGAAGGUGUUUGCGCAGCACCCCGAGCACCCUGCCAUUCGGACGCCAAAUAUCGUGCCACUCUUCGGCCGUGACCAGGAGAAGGACAUCACCAUACGAGCCCGAGACCUGGAUACCGAAACUGUGGCGGAGAAAGAAGCCUACAUAAUGCCGCUGAAGGAUGAUCAACGCUUGCCGACCGGCUCACCAGCUGUCGUGCAAUCGUUGAAAGAGUUCCGGAACAAUCUCAACAUCUUCACUGAGUCUUCCCUUGCUGACAUGGACUGGUCGAACGUGGUUGCUGCUGGUUCUGCUGUGGUUACUUCUCUGUUGAAAGUGCCAGAGAAGCAUGCUGGAACGAAACGUGCACUUCGGCAGUACUAUCAUGAGCAAUUGGCACCAGCAUCGGAUGUGGACCUUUUCUUGUACGGCCUGGACGAGGAGCAAGCGCUGGAGAAAAUCAAGCAGAUCGAAGCCAACAUCCGAGACGCCUUGCUGGUUGAGACGACGACUGUGCGUACCAAGAAUGCUCUUACUAUCGUCAGCCAGCACCCCGUUCGACAUAUACAGGUGGUCCUGAGGAUGUACAAAUCCAUCUCGGAGAUCCUGUCCGGCUUUGAUGUCGACUGUAGUUGCGCUGCAUAUAACGGUCACCAAGUGUAUGCCACGCCUCGCGCAUUGGCAGCGUACAUGACGCAGAUCAAUACCAUUGAUCUCAGCCGUCGCUCGCCUUCCUACGAGAGCCGUCUUUCCAAGUACGCCCACCGGGGAUUCGAAGUGUACUGGCCACAUUUGGACCGCUCUAGAGUUGAUCCGACAAUCUACGAGAGAUCUUUUGGGCGAACCGAGGGACUCGCUCGACUGCUCAUUUUGGAGAAGCUACCCAGGAGCGAGGAUCGCGAUGCCUAUCUUGAUCAGCGACGUGCUGAGCGCGGUCGUCCGGCCAUCAAUCGAUGGCGUGUGCAGCGACGCAAUUUGCGCGGCAACAUCAAGGACGCUCACGAAGACGAAGUAGCCGAGUGGGUCGAUGCUGAGGAUGUUUCUGACUAUCAUACUUUCACCAUUCCGUAUGGACCAAAGUACCAUGCUCGCAAGAUUGAGAAGCUCAUCUUCACGAAGGAUAUUCUCCUGAAUGCCGAGUGGAACCUGCCCAAAGACCGCGAAGUCCACCUACAUCGCCAUCCGGCCUUCUUCGGGAGCGUCGAGGACGUCAUUCAUGACUGCUGUGGCUACUGCCCGGAUCCUAAGACGGACGAAGAGGCCGAAGUUGCUCAGGCAGAGAACAAGAUCUAUGUGUCCGGCCAGAUUUCGUUUCUGAGAGAUAAUCCUGGAAGACAGACGAUCGGUUCUUUCCACCCGCUCACGGCCGACGACUGGACUGAGAUGGCAUACGUUGGGAAUACUGCCAGACUGUGUCAAAGCAUAGUAGAUGGCGACGUGGAGGAUGUCCAGACUUGGCUGGAGCAGGAUGGCAACGAUCCCAACGCACGCGACUUUACCGGACGCACUCCGCUUCAUUUGGCCGUCACCAGCUCGACACCAGAGAUUGUACAAGUGUUAAUCGAUAACGGUGCCCGUCUGGUUGCUCGACUCGUGGACGGCAGGACUGCACUUCACUUGGCUGCAAUUCGUGGUAGCGUAGAAAUGGUGUCAGCGUUGUUGCGUAAGAGUGCAGCGAAUGAGGAAGAAGAAGAGAAGAAAGUCGAUGCCAGAAGGGCUGCUCGAGCGGAGCGACCGUCGACCGAACUCGAAGACCUCGACAUCGACAUCGUGAACGAUGCUGAUGAAGAUGAGGACGGCAACAUCGACGCCACUACCGAAAACUCCAUGGUCAAUAUCAAGUCGCCUCCUGCUAACUCGGAUGACAAAGUACUAAACGGCGACGAUGAAGAAGAAUCUGCGGAUAUCUACGACGUCAACGUUCUAGCAUGGGACACUGCCAUCUCGCCUCUUCAUCUUGCGAUCAUCAAUGGUCACCUUGACCUUGUGCGAGUAUUGGUCCAAGAUUUCGGCGCAGACGUCUUACUACCAGUCAAGCUCUUUCACGAUCACGACAAAUCUGCCCGAGCAGCGAUUCUGACGCUCGUUCUGGCUCUUCGGUUGCCAUCCGAACAAGCAGAUGCCAUGUCACGCCUCUUGAUCCAGCUCGGAGCAUCUUCUGCGCAGGCUGACAUUCAUCAAAACACGGCUCUGCUAUACUCAAUCGCCGAGCAGCCAGCUUUGACCAAAGUCUUCCUUGAUGCCGACAAGGUCGGAACAGGCCGAGCAAUCAACCACUUGGCUGCCCAGAGCUUCUAUUCGUCGAACCUGAUUGUCCAAAGUCCAUUGCUGGCCGCGAUUCAAGCCAAGGACAGCUCGACUGCGCUCCUCCUAUUGACUGCGGGCGCCAAUUCCGACAUCGAUUUCGCUGCAUACAUGAAGGCCCACAAGACUGUAUUGGAGCCAGCAUCAGAUACAAAGACCAACCAGACCAAAUUCCGCAAAGACGUGGAGCAGCCUGUCACUUCUGCUGUCGAGUGCGAAUUGCCGGAGCUUGCUACAUCCCUGAUUACGGAGUACGGAGUUGAUGUCAAUACCAUCUCACCGGCGGGGUGGGCGCACAUCAAUCAGGACCACUGGAUGUUCGGUGGUGGCAAAAAAGCUACCAGUUUGCUCGAUGAAGUGGAGGAGAAGAUUAAGCAACUCAAAACGUGGAAACCAGAUGACCAGAAGAUCCAUGCUCCUAUCCCUCUCAAGGACGAUUUCGAAUACCUUGAGGGCUUGCAAGAAGGCACGUAUGCGUUGUGGACCGCUCAGUCUCAGAUUGCAGCAGCGAAACGAGGUUACAAGUCCAAGCUUACAACCUACAAAAACCUGACUGCAGAGAAUGACGAGGACGCCGGCGUACCCGAGAAGCAAGCAGCUGUUGACGCAAUGCGGGAGCGCUUCGAGGAGUUGAGGAGAGUCCUCAUUGAGCGAGGAGCCAAGACAUUCAGAGAACUCCACUCUGAAGUCAAAGAGUCUGGUAACCAAAUUUACCGGCCAUACGAAUAUAGACCGUAUGUGGAACCUGCCUUCAAGGUCAACUUCAGUCUCAAGCUGCCUGAUCUGACGGAUGAGCGACAAGAGAGAUACAUUGAUCUCUUUGAGGCUGCUUGGAACGGUGAGAUAUCCGCGGUGAAACAGCUCACCUUGAUGACAUGGAACAACAAAGAUGGCGAAACUCAACCUCCUUUACAAGUCGCUGUCAAGGACUCAAGGGACCACUCGCCGUUCUCCAUUGCUAUCGCAAGAGGACAUCUGGAGCUUGCCGCGGCUAUCAUGGCAAUUGCUCAGGCACAAUACAUGCCACCUGACGAAUCUGCCAAGCAGCGCUUCGUUCUCGAUGGCGGUGCUGGCGAGAACGAUGAAUCGAACGAUUCUGGUUCGGACAGUAGCAGCGUUGAGCUGGCCAGCGAGUCGAUCGAUCCAAAUUUCACCGUGGAGAACGUUGGCGAGAUCUCGCUUCAGGUGAAAAGCCGCGUCAAGCCACUCGCAAUGAUGAUGUGGCGAUGCUGCAAUCUGAAAGAGUUCCUGCCUGAAGCCGCAAAGCGAAGCACGCCGAGAAAGCUAUUUCCAAACACGGUGUUGUCGUUCGCGGUGCACGCUGACGAUGAAGAACUACUCGACUUCCUGCUUUCGCUUGGCGAAAGAUAUUCUGAGUCGCAGGAUUCGGAGGAGAGCGACACAGACUUCUUCGACAUGCUGGAUCACGACUUCCAGGAGACGCUACGCCUUGACCGUCCGCAUUUGCUUGCACAUCUGAUCCAACGCUCUGCGACUGGAGCUCCCAUCCGCGAUUUGAUCAAGCGAUCUGGAGUGGAGACGAAAGAAAAGCCAAAGUACUAUCAAGGAUUGUCAGUGCACGGCAAGAAGCGAAAGGACUGGGCUGCUCGACCUCGCAAGACUCGACGUGAUUACGGCGCCGGGCCCAUUGACAAGGACACCGCACCCGUCCUUCAAGCUGCUUAUUACGCUUCCAUUCAGAGCGUAGAAUGGCUACUGAGCGAUGCUCCUGCACGAUGCUACUCCGAAUUCGCGGAACGCCACCCGGAACAUGUCAGAGUCAAAGCCUUAUCCCAGGCCGAGAGCGGAUUCGAUGGCUCGGUACAGCAGUUCCUCAACGCUCGUGUUCAUCUUGCCAUUCAUUGCGCUGUCUUAGCUUCGCCUACACCCAAAUCUGCCGCUGUCCUGCGGUAUCUGGUCAAAGUCAUGCCAGAAGCAAUCGAUGCCAAAUCGGCCGACGGUCUCACCCCUCUACUCAUUGCGUUCCGGCUCGGCCGCCAAGAUGCUGCCGCCAUCUUGAUUGAAGCUGGAGCAGACCAGACCAUCCGCGAUGAUGAGGGCAGGAACCUUGUUCACUCAUUGCUGAUGAAUUCCUUCACCUCGAGCGCCCAUGUGCAAAGACUUCGCACGAUGUUUGAUCUCAUCGACGACCGACUCCUGGCGGACAUGCUCAUGGAGCGCAGCACAGCGGCACCAGGCGCAUUGACACCUCUGGCGCAAUGGACUCAAAGCGCCAUCUACUUCGCGCACAACUGGCAAUCCUUCAACGAUGAUGCCGUACGUCUCCUGCUGCAAUAUAGCAAAGGCAUCGAGCUCAGCAUCAUCAACGGUGAAGGCCACACACCACUCCACGUCGCUGUUCGAAGCAAGAUGAAGUCUCUCACGAAGAUCAUCCUGGAACACGAUCCUACUCUACUUCUCCGCGAAAAUACUACAGGCCGAACGCCGUUCGAGAUGGCUGAAGACGCGGACAUUGCGGCUGCAGUCCAGGAUGUUCCCGCACUACCGUCUAGUCGCAACCAAAUCUACCGUCGCCGCCAGAUUACAACCUUGAGCAAACCGAUCUGCGAACGUGAGGCGAAGACAUUCCUGCCGGGGUAUGGCGUCCAGGAGCUGUCGAAACAUGAGGCGAUUUUGAGAAUGAUGAGGGAAGCGAAGGCGAGGCUCGAAGAGGAGGGCAGAGCGAAGAGGAGACUUGUGACGUUGAAUGAGGCGAAUGAGGUUGCGAGACGCCUGGCGGCGCGCAAGACUAACCAGCCGAUACGAUCUGAUGCGGAUGGUACCGAGCCAGAGUCGAGACAAGGUGAUGAGGUGAGGGAGUGGCUUCAAAGGGCGCAGAUCGAGUUCGAGUGA